Rana temporaria (common frog) is the source of this 3507-nucleotide messenger RNA. RefSeq names its product MISP family member 3 (gene MISP3). The coding region runs from base 92 to 3259 and encodes 1055 amino acids. NCBI's taxonomy places the organism in Eukaryota, Metazoa, Chordata, Amphibia, Anura, Ranidae. The transcript is spliced from 5 exons. The record is from RefSeq and is a predicted model, not a curated record.
AGCUGCACCAGAUUUUGCACUCUCCAGUUUGAGCAAAUCUCCUCCUUUAUCAAGCUGUCUGGAUGAUGGAUUUUUUUUUCAGAGACUUCUAAUGGCUUCUGAGCAAAAUCCCAUAAGUGGCGGUGUAAUACACGAGAAUGAACACAAGGGGGAACCAGAGAUACAUGCAGCCAUAUCAGAGAUUGCUGCAGAGGGACAGGGACCAGAAUGGGGGACAGUUGGGGCAGCUUUAGGCGAGACUGGGCAAGAAACAACCAGGCAAAGACAGGAGAAGAGCAGAGAGGAAGAAGAGAAUGAAAGGACUGACAGAGAGCUCUCGGAGACCAUUGAGAAGUUGGAUUCAGUGUUACUGGAGGCUGGAGAAAAAGAGGUGCAUGUAGAGGGAGAUGGGACGGAUAUAAACACAACAGGAGAGGUGAGUGCAGCAAUAGAAAAGACCGCUGGGUCAGAGAAAGAGACCCCUGUGCAGGUGCCAGGAGGGGAGCCCCUUGUGCAGGUGUCAGGAGGGGAGACCCUUGUGCAGGUGUCAGGAGGGGAGCCCCUUGUGCAGGUGUCAGGAGGGGAGCCCCUUGUGCAGGUGUCAGGAGGGGAGCCCCUUGUGCAGGUGUCAGGAGGGGAGCCCCUUGUGCAGGUGUCAGGAGGGGAGCCCCUUGUGCAGGUGUCAGGAGGGGAGCCCCUUGUGCAGGUGUCAGGAGGGGAGCCCCUUGUGCAGGUGUCAGGAGGGGAGCCCCAUGUGCAGGUGUCAGGAGGGGAGCCCCUUGUGCAGGUGUCAGGAGGGGAGACCCUUGUGCCAGAAGGGGAGCCCCUUGUGCAGGUGCCAGGAGGGGAGCUUCUUGUGCAAGUGCCAGUAUGGGAGCCCACUGUGCAAGUGUCAGGAGGGGAGACGCUUGUGCAGGUGUCAGGAGGGGAGCCCCUUUUCCAAGUGUCAGGAGGGGAGCCCCUUGUGCAAGUGUCAGGAGGGGAGCCCCUUGUGCAAGUGUCAGGAGGGGAGCCCCUUUUCCAAGUGUCAGGAGGGGAGCCCCUAGUGCAGGUUCCAGGAGGGGAGCCCCUAGUGCAGGUGCCAGGAGGGGAGCCCCUUGUGCAGGUGCCAGGAUGGGAGACCCUUGUGCAGGUGCCAGGAUGGGAGCCCACUGUGCAAGUUCCAGGAGCGGAGCCCCUUGUGCAAAUGUCAGGAGGGGAGCCCCUUGUGCAAGUGCCAGGAUGGGAGCCCCUUGUGCAAGUGUCAGGAGGGGAGCCCCUUGUGCAAGUGUCAGGAGGGGAGCCCCUUGUGCAAGUGUCAGGAGGGGAACCUGCUGUGCAAGUGCCUUCGGCAGAGGGCACUGCGCAGGUACCAGAAGACGAGGUCGCUGUGUAUGUAUCAGUAAUGAUGACCCCUGUUAAAGAGGCAGAAAGGGAGUCAGUAGGGGACACUACUUUGCAGGUAUCAGAAGAAACAAGUCAGGUGACCAAUAGGUCAGCAAGCCAAGAUCUAGGUUUACAAGUGACAACAGAAGAGGAUGUAAGCUCCUGUCCUGCAGAGGGGACAGGUAUUGGCAUGUAUGAGAGUGUAACACAGGUAACUAAAGCAGGCGAGGCAUGGAUAGACACCCUGGUAAAAAACAUAGUGACAGAGGUGACAUCACAUGGCACCAAAGCAGGUGAAGCACCGACUGACAAUCAGGCACCGGUAUUCAAAGAAUGUUCAGAUUCCAGCAGUGAGAUGACGGAGGAGGGGGGGCAUUCCUGUGCAGGCAGGACAACAAUCCCCGACCGUGAACAGGUGACAUUAGAGGAGACAGGUGCAGCUGUCCCGGGGACAGGUAUACCGGCUCAGGUGUCUUAUGACAUAACUGUGCAGGAGGAGGGGGAGGUGACCGGUUCUCCAGGACAGACAGGUAGACAACAGGUAGGACUAGAAGGGGUCACAGCCAGUCUCACAGAGCAGGAAACAGCUGCUGAAGUGGAAGCAGAUAGACCGGUAAAAGCCUCAGGUGAGGAAGCACACGGGGAAGUGACACCUGAUCUGAUGACUGUCCCCAGCAGGGAGGGGACAGCAGAUCCAGGACACCCAGUAGCAUGCCGGGAGAAGGAGUGGCCGCCUCUUAUUUGCACUGGCAUUGAGGUGAGGGCAGACACAGCUGAGCAGAGAGACACACAGCAAGGGAUAGUGCCUGAGAAGGAACUGUGUCCAGGUGAACCAGACAUGAAGGACAGGGAGAUGGUAGAAGAUGGGGUCACCCUGACCCCUGAGACCCCCAUAGAAAGAGAAAUCCGCCUGAGCAUGGAAAGAGAGACGACGCUGCGCCAGGAAAGGGGCAUCAGCGUGCAUGUUGGGGAGCCAGAGCUGGUGGAGGUGCGCAGGAAGACAAUGGCGGUGGAGCCGGUGGCGUUGCCCGGUAAAGAGCGCCAGUUGGCGGGGGCACAGAUGCAAAGAGAGAUCCAGCUGGAGACCCAAAGAGAGCAAGACCUGGUGGACCAGGGCAAAGUGAUGGGCACGUAUGACCGCGGACCCCAACAGGAGCUGCAGGAGAAGAAAAUGAUGUUUGAAAGCAUGAACACAGAGUCUUCAGACGUCCCUUUAAAAAGAUGGCAAAGUGAAAUUCAGAAGUCUGAUUCCAUUGAAGUUCUAGUAGAAGUUCCUGCACCAUCCAAUCAUGUGUUUUCAGCGGCUCCUGCUGCAGAAGUUAAGAAAGGCCCAUCAUAUGCUGAGGCUAAUGGAAGCAACAUCAUCAUCAUAGAGCAUGCCUCUAUACUCCGGAAGUCUACUCCCGGCAAUGGCUAUAGUGCCACCCCUGCUGAUCUGCAAAGAACCUCCCCUGCAGAGUCUCGACGCUCCACCCCUGCAGAUCUUCGUUUUACUCGUCCAAGCUCAGGAAACUCUCCUGUCCCUAACUCUGAGCCCCCUGUUGCUGCUCCUGGCAGCCCCUUUCAGCUGCUCCGUUCACCCAGCCCACGCUCUUUACUGGAGAAAGAAAUAGAAGAAGUGCGGGAAAGAGAGAAGGAAUUACGGAAACAGAGAACAAGUAUCUAUGGGAGAGAUAACGACACAGAGGAGAAUCUCCAGAUAACAUCUGAUAACAGAAGUGACAUCCAAAGUGGAGUGUACCAGCCAGAGCGUCCAAACUGGGGAAAGCUGGAGGUGAACUGGCCCCCGAACAAAAGCAUGACCAUCAACGGGCAGCAGGAUCAGGCUUGGGACAGUCCACGUACACGGAGACAGCGCAGCUCCCUCAUCCAGAGCUGGGAGUCUGGUAACCCCAAUCCUGCGGAUGACAACUAGGGGAGAGGUCCAGAUGAGGACUGCUGGUACGGAACUUAUGAUAUUUGGACCUUUCCCUCCCCCUCCCCUCACAUUCACUACAAGAACUGCCAUCCUGCUGUAUCUUCAACCCUACAAAUGUUCUGACAUCGACCUGAUAUCGCUCGGACACUGGCCCUUAACUCAUACAUCACGUGAUCAGUAUCUAAUCUGCCAAUCAAGCUUUUGUAACCAAUAAAUUGUAUUUGUAAUAAAUUAUGGAAAAUUAA